Molecule: messenger RNA, 963 nt
Organism: Funneliformis mosseae
Lineage: Eukaryota; Fungi; Glomeromycota; Glomeromycetes; Glomerales; Glomeraceae
Source: the annotation of a GenBank genome assembly
AUGGUGCUUGAUAGAAUCGGAUCCAGUGUAUUUACAGAAUUAAUUCGUGCUUUUAAUGUACACGGGACUCAAGUUGAGGAAGUCUGGAGCUUAGAUACAUUAGAAGACCUAAAGCCAAUUUAUGGUUUGAUUUUUCUUUUCAAGUGGCAAGGCGGUAAUGACAGCUCUAGGUUACAUCCAGACGCGGAUCUUAGUAUCGAUGAGAAUGUAUACUUCGCAAAACAAGUUAUUCAUAAUGCAUGUGCUACUCAAGCAAUUUUAUCUAUUUUAUUGAAUUGCCCUAUGAUUAAUUUAGGAACUGAUUUAGAAUCAUUUAAAGAUUUCACUAAAGAAUUUGAUCCGGAUAACAAAGGGUUAGCGAUGUCCAAUAGUGAGCUUAUUCGCGGUGUUCAUAAUAGUUUUGCUCGUUCUGAUCCGUUCAUGAUGGAUUCAUCCGGUUCAUCCUCUUCUGAGAAGGAAGAUAUUUUUCAUUUUAUCUCGUAUGUUCCAAUUCAAGGAGCUUUAUACGAGUUAGAUGGGUUAAGUGCUGGGCCAGUGAAUUUGGGUCCAUGUACAGAAGAUAAUUGGCUUGAAAAGGUUCGCCCUGUUAUAGAGGAAAGGAUGGCGCGUUAUACAUCCUCGGAAAUUCGAUUUAAUUUGUUAGCACUCAUUAAAAAUCGCGACGAAGUGUAUCGAACUCGAAUUCAGGAAAUUGAAGGAAGACUCCACCAUGCAAAUGAUACUAACAAUUCUCUGGAACUUAUGCAAUUACGUGAUGAAAGGGAAGAUUUAUUACGCCAAAUUGAAUUUGAAAGAAUUAAAUUUAAAAGAUACGAGCGCGAAAAUUCAUUACGGAAACAUAACUUCAUUCCAUUUAUAUAUAAUAUGAUCAGAAUUCUGGCAGAGCGUGGUGAGUUACAAGCACGCAUUGAAUACGCUCGAAAAGAGACGACAAAGAGAAUUAGGGAGCGCAGAAAAGAGUAG